This is a messenger RNA of Thamnophis elegans (Western terrestrial garter snake), 1949 nucleotides long. It is a transcript of the gene PLN, whose product is annotated as phospholamban. The record is from RefSeq and is a predicted model, not a curated record. Gene Ontology annotation, molecular function: ATPase inhibitor activity. The coding region runs from base 189 to 347 and encodes 52 amino acids. The transcript is spliced from 2 exons. Gene Ontology annotation, cellular component: sarcoplasmic reticulum; membrane. NCBI's taxonomy places the organism in Eukaryota, Metazoa, Chordata, Lepidosauria, Squamata, Natricidae. Gene Ontology annotation, biological process: negative regulation of calcium ion import into sarcoplasmic reticulum; negative regulation of ATPase-coupled calcium transmembrane transporter activity; negative regulation of heart rate.
CAUAAAUCUGAUGACAGAGAACGUCUUUUAGUUUCCCACAGCACAUCUUCAUAUAAUUCAGUAAUCAUCAGUCAUUAAGCUCCACAAAGAUUCUUAAAACUUCUCAAACGAAGAUAUUAAGCACUCUCCCUGAAAGUCUCUGCUUCUUAGAAACCCAUUCUUUCUUAAAUUUCUGCUUUCCUGUUACCAUGGAGAAGGUCCAGUACAUAACUCGCUCUGCUCUGAGGAGAGCCUCAACUAUUGAGGUGCAUCCACAAACACGGCAAAGGCUUCAGGAGCUUUUUGUAAACUUCUGUCUUAUCUUGAUAUGUCUGUUGCUAAUAUGCAUCAUUGUGAUGCUUCUUUGAAGUCCAGUAUUUUUGGUUGAUCUAUCUUAUGCAAUGGGAAAUGCACGAGAAGGAGAAAAGAACCAAACAAGAAACAUCCAGCACAAGGAAAUCUAUGCAAGAAAGUCCAGCACUCGGUCUAAAAAAUUUCUCACCACCUCCACUCUUACUCACUGUAACCAUUAAAAGCACCUGUACUGAACAGUGAUUUGAAAACUACUAUCACAAGGCGAUGCAUGAGCUAAUUCACCUGCUUCAUUUUUAAAGGAAGACUUCUGUGGAUGUUGAUGAUUAGUGUUAUGUGUAAAAUGUCCAACUAUAAAAUUUUAAAUAGCAGCCUUGAAAUUUUGGUUCCAGAUUAUUUGUUUGUUAUUACUAAUCAGCUAUAAGUGCUUAUUUUCAUGAAUAAAGAAUGGGCUGAAUGCACUAUUAAAUGCACAAUUAAAUCCUUAUAUUCUAGGAGUACUUGGAUUGUUAACUGAAGCAUUUAUUAACUUCUUUCCCCCUACAUAUUCAUAAUAUAAACUUUGAAAAGACAAUAAAGCAUUGCAUAUUUAUUGCCUCGUUCUAUUGAAAUACAAUUUAUACUUUUGAAAUGGUAUAUCAUAGGGCAACAAUUUUUGAAUCAAUAUACCUGAAAUGCGAUAACUUAAAGAAUAUAUCCAAAAUCUUUACUCCUUGGAAUUGAAAUUUUGCAAGAUAAUGAUGAGCAUUUCCAAUGCUUGCAAGUCUUCCUCCUGGCCAGCAGGAAGCCAGGGGUUGAUCCUGCUUCAAACUGCUUGUUUGCCUGGCUUUUUUUCUGAUUAGUUAAGCAAAUAUCUCAAAAAUGAUCUCAUGGAUUGUCUAAUUUGUAUUUAUAAAUAUUGAAUAUAUUCUCUCCUGUAACACUACUGAUAUCUUCCAGGUAACUCAUUAUACAGUUGCUCUUCAUUCAUAUAAUUUAGCAAGAGGACUAGAUGGUGAAUUCUUGCAAGUGUAAUCUUUUCAUGUUUUUGUUCUGUGAAGAAUCAGUCAUAGUCAAAAUAAAUAAAUAAAUCUGUACAACAGCUUUUUAUUGUUUGCAUUAGAGGUUCAAUCUGUCAUUAGACUGCAUAAAAUAAAUAGCAUGUUUUUUAGCACAGCUUAAAAAAAGUGAAUAUUUGAAUCUGAUUUCAAUUUUUCCCCAAAUAUGACAUUAAGUGGACUACAGAUAAAAAUAUUUUGGUUGUGUGAAACAUCUUUUAUAGAAUGGUUCUUCUUAUCACUUCUAUGAAGUUUAUAGGCUGUUGCUUUAACUAUACAUGUAUGUGUAUUUAAUAUCACUAUACCUAAAGUAGUAAGAAACAAAUGUUGAAUGAUUGAUUACAAUCUUAGAAUAAUUCCACUCACUGAGAAUGUACUCUUCAUAACAUAAUUGUUACAUAUGAAUUUAUUUUCCCUACCGAGAAACAACCAGCUCUAAAGUUUCCAAAAAUAAUGAAAGCUAACUGUUUAACAAGGUAUUAUAUUUUAUUUUAAUUCUCACUGCUUAAUACACGAAAAUGAGUUCAGUCAUUUUUGUACAACACUAUAGAGUAUCUGACCAUAAAUAAAGUAUGCCAAAAUUAAAUCUAAAGAUCAUUGUUUUCACAUCAUUAUUGCCUA